Molecule: messenger RNA, 297 nt
Organism: Gaeumannomyces tritici R3-111a-1
Lineage: Eukaryota; Fungi; Ascomycota; Sordariomycetes; Magnaporthales; Magnaporthaceae
Exons: 2
Coding region: 1-297 (98 amino acids)
Source: RefSeq, a predicted model, not a curated record
AUGGGCAAGCUUAAGAGGAUGAUCUGGGUCAACUCAUCUGUAUCAACUAAGGGCCCCACCAGGAGGCGCUGGCCCAGCAGAGCGGCGAGAUCACCAUGGAUGAUGGUGGUGACGGGCAGUUGGACCUGGAGAACGAGGGAAGGAGGCGGCCAGGACAAGGGGAAACAACCCGAAGGCAGCGGCCAGAACCUAGCCGGCGAUGUCAGGCGGAAGGUCCAUGAGCUCGAGGCCAAAGUAGCCGCCAGUGCCAAGGCAAAGGCCGAGGUGAGGAAGACUGGUCGGGAAAGGUCCGCUUGA